GCGCGAUGGGGGUCGCUUCUGCAGCAGGCCGUGGCCGGUGUUGAGUCGCGCCUAGAUACGAUUCUAGCCGAGUCGGACGACGAUCGUAAUGCGGCGCAACCUGCAGCUGCUGCUGCUGCAACGACUGCCAGCCCAAAGGUGACGAGUUCUGCAUCGUCGACCAACCGCGCAAAUGAUCGGCUGCAGGCGAGGCUGGCCAAGGCCAUGGCUGGCAAGAAUGCGCCUGCUACGGGAGACAAUCGGGCGAAUGCCUCGCCGCGCAGCUCGAUUGAUGUGGCCAGCCGAAGCUCCAUGGAGAGACCCUCGAUGGAUAAAGGGGACAGGUCUGAGCCUCCGCCGGAGCAGAAGCCCGAACCCCAAGCCGAGUCCCCCCAAGCUGCUACCGAUUCUGCCACUACUGUUACCUCUACGACAGCGACGACUACAACCACGACAAUACCUAUAACGAUAACGGAUGAUGACACUACUGCCGAGAUUGUAUCAGAAUCCGCUCCCGACGAAGCCAAAGAUGCUAUUCCAGAGGCUGAAGUUCAACCAGCGUCUGAGGAAGCACCUUCAAAAGAGGAGGAGGCCGAAUCUCCACCCCCGGUCGAAGACGAAAUCCCAACGAAUAAUGGUCAUGAAACAGUGGCAGCGGUGGAGAAUGGAGCUGAUGUGUCCGAAUUAUCUCGCGAGCUUGAGGCGGCCAAAUUACGCCAUCGAGAGGAGAUUCAAGAGUAUGUCGAACGGAUCGACUCCUUACAGUCCAAACUCCAGUAUCUCUCCAAGAGUGCCGCCGAAUCAGCAAAUAAGACUGCAUCCUCGGCCCCGUCCGGCAGCUUGGAAAAGAAGCUAGCGGAAAAGGAUGAAAGGAUCGCACUAUUAAUGGAGGAAGGUCAGAAGCUGGCUGGAGCAGAUCACAAAUACCGAACGAUGAUCAAGACAUUGCGGCUUCAAAUAAGCGAGCGUGACAAGCAAUUGGAUGAGGCACGGAAAGCUAAGGAUAAAGCAGCAUCAGAUGCUGAGGCGUUCCGAAACCGCUUAGAUGGAGAUGAAGAGAAGGAAAAGCGUCGACAAGAGGCGAUAAGAGCUACUGCGACCCUACGGAAGGAAAUUGACAGUUUGAAAAGGGAGAACGCCAAUAAAGAUGCAGCCAUCCGCCGGCUCGAACAAGAAGUCAAGGCCAAAGAGGAGCAAGGCGAGGUUGCCAAGGCCGAUGCUUUGAGCAAGGCGAUUGCCGCAGAGCGAGUGAAGCAAAAGGAGCUCGAAGAUGCUAAUGCUGCCGUUCGAGCGGAAUUGGAGGCCCUGAGCGAGAAAGCUCGCCUAGACGGCAUAGAAUGGGGCGAGAAGCUUGAGCGCGCCGUCCAGCGCGGUACCACAGUCGAGGCUGAGCUACGCCUUGAGCUUCAGAAUAUGGAGCGCAAGCUAGAGGGUGUGCGGGUGACGGCGGAGGAGGCGGCAUCGGGCACAGGUGGCGAAGCCCAAGUGAAGCUGUUCCGGCAAAUAGAGACGCUACAGUCCCAGUAUGCAUCUGCCAGGCAAAACUGGCAGGGCAUUGAGGCCUCCCUGAUGGCAAAAACAACAACCCUGGAGAGGGAGAGAGACGAGGCUGAGCGCCGCGAGUCAGAAAUGCGCAAGAAAGCGCGAGAUGCGUCCAAACGUAGUAGGACUCUAGAGGAUGAGUUGCAAGACGCCCAGCUGCAGCUGGAUAGUUGUCGUGAAGAGUUGGCUGCACUCCAAAAGUCCACCAAGGCCACAGAGACAGCUCUCGAGCGAACACGCUCCGAUCUAGAAAAGGAGAAGCAAUCAGCAAGCAGAUCCUUUACAGCCGAGGCGGGACGACAGUGGGCCGAUGAAGUUGCAGUAGCUACAUCGCGAAACCAGAGUCGUCCAGAGUCGCCGUUACUCUCUGUCCCACGGACAUUCAGCUCCGAGGCUGUCGGAUUAUCUGUUCCCAACCGCAUACGACGAUCGCCCACUCCUGUGAGCAUAGCAGAUGCUGUAGGAGAAGGUCUUGGCAUUCUUCGGCGGCCUCCCACGUAUAUGCCGCCGACCCGCACGGGAACAGGGACAAUGUCGCUUACUGGGUCUAUUCCUCCAUCUCCAUUCUCUCCUCUGGAUCCGCCUUUGGGAUCACCUCCCGCGCUACCCCCAUCUGUAAUUGAGAGGGAGAAUGGCAUCAGCGAUACGGUCCCCUCUUCGCCCCGUAAUCUCGCGCAAGAUAUGAUUUCGGUAUCAACAGUAGCGGCGGGGCCGUCUGUUCAAUUGGUAGAACGGAUGAGUGCCGCGAUACGACGUCUAGAGGCUGAAAGAGUUGCAGCCAAGGAAGAGAUGGCUAGGGUGUGUAGCCAGAGGGAUGAGGCAAGAGGGGACAUGGUGGCCUUGAUGAAGGAACUGGAGGAGGCAAAAGCAGCAUCUGCAAGGGUACCAGAGCUGGAGAAGGAAGUUGCCGACCUGGAUACGAGAUAUCAAACCACACUGGAGCUGCUGGGAGAGAAGAGCGAGCUAGUUGAUGAGCUGAGGGCGGAUGUGGAUGAUGUCAAGACGAUGUACCGGGAGCUGGUCGAACGGACAGUA
Molecule: messenger RNA, 2556 nt
Organism: Trichoderma virens Gv29-8
Lineage: Eukaryota; Fungi; Ascomycota; Sordariomycetes; Hypocreales; Hypocreaceae
Exons: 3
Cellular component (GO): endoplasmic reticulum; Golgi apparatus
Source: RefSeq, a predicted model, not a curated record